Umbelopsis ramanniana AG is the source of this 1953-nucleotide messenger RNA. RefSeq lists its product as uncharacterized. Gene Ontology annotation, cellular component: membrane; GPI-anchor transamidase complex. The coding region runs from base 21 to 1898 and encodes 625 amino acids. Gene Ontology annotation, biological process: attachment of GPI anchor to protein. Lineage: Eukaryota; Fungi; Mucoromycota; Umbelopsidomycetes; Umbelopsidales; Umbelopsidaceae. The transcript has 13 exons. The record is from RefSeq and is a predicted model, not a curated record.
GGACGUGUUACCUGUUCGACAUGUUAUUGCUUCGGCUCAAGGAAAAAUUUGCUCGCAGACGCAAACCACUUAAGCAAAGACUAGAGCAGAGAAGAAAGCUGAUUGGACUUCUCAGACAUUACAUACCCUCAAUAAGCAUAUUACUAUAUUUUGUAGGCGUCAUAUGGCUUCUAUUACUUCCUUACAAUGGAUACAACAAGGAAACAUAUGUGUCGGAAAAUGCUCUGCUGCCCGCGCAAGUGAACGUUUACUACAGCCAGAACGAUGUUAAUAUCGCCAAUGAAUUUAGAGAUCGAAUAUUAGAAGUAGUAGAUAAGAGCAGAGAAAGUCGAGCUGAAUUUAUAUUCAAGGAACUGCGACAGGCUGGUUUCCACGCAGCAAUUCAACAUUAUACAACAAAAGACGAAUCCUUCAAUGAAGCUGAGGGUGUAAAUGCUUUUGGAAUCUACCAUGCUCCUAGAAGCGACGGCACGGAAGCAUUAUUAUUAAGUGCUCCUUGGGUGUCUAGAACUGGUGAAUAUAAUGUGAAUGGCAUAGCCUCAGUAUUAUCACUUGCCAAGCUGUUCAAGCGAAACACAUACUGGUCCAAAGACAUCAUCAUCCUGAUUACUGACGAAAGUGUCAGAGGAAUGCAAGCAUGGCUGAAUGCCUAUCACGGAGUGGAUUUUGGCAGUAAUUACUCUUCUGAUAUCAUGCCUCGGUCUGGAGCUAUUCAAGCUGCUAUUAACAUGGAUUUUCCUGGAACUCGGGAGUAUGAAUCGCUGGCAAUCUAUUUCGAGGGAGCAAACGGCCAGUUGCCUAACCUUGAUCUUAUCAAUACGGUGAUAACAGUAGCCAAAUACACAGCCCAGGUGCCUUUUACUCUCCAUGAUAAUGAUGCCAUCAACCGUCCGCAAACUCCCGUAGAGUCAUAUCUGGCAUCCCUCAAGCAUCUCACUGAUACCAUUCGAUUCCAAGCUUUGGGCCAUCCAUCCAGUGAUGCUGGUCUUGCUUUGAGAUACAAAAUUGAUGCUAUCACUAUUCAUGGAAUUACUGCUACAGGCAUGCAUCAACCAUUUGACUUUCACCGCAUGGGAAUCCUUGUGGAGUCAACAUUCAGAAGUCUGAACAACUUACUUGAACAUCUACAUCAGUCGUUUUUCUUUUACUUUUUAACCAAUGCAGAGCGAUAUGUGUCUAUUGGCAUGUACAUGCCUCCAGUGAUUCUAUUUGCUUGCUGCCUGGUUCUUCAAUCUUUAGUUCUGUGGUACAGUCCUGCACGCGAUGAUAACCUAAAGCAGGAGACUGGCGCUAGUCUUGCAUACUCCACCAGCAAAAAAAACCUUGGAGCAUGCUUUUCAGUACUGGUCACUACACACGCGGCAGGCCUGUUGAUAUUUUACAUUGUGCGACCAGCUUUUGACUUUGGCGGUGCCAUUGUGGCCCCAAAUACGGAGCAGGUGACCAUAGUCAAAUUAUCGGUAUCGUGUGGUAUUGCAGCUACAGCCAUCCUUAUGGCAGUUUCACUGAUCUCAUCCAAGCAAUCAGAAGUACAAGUUAUGGAGAACUGGAGAGUGCUCAAGUCACUAUGUCUCGCAUUAACGGCACUGAUUGUUGCCUCGAUAUCACUCAUCAACUUUAGUUUAGGAGCAGUCAUGGGACUUAUUGUUGUGAUACCUUAUAGCUUGAUUCAGCCCACUGCCAAAAUGCCUCUCAGACUCCUGCAGGCCGUCAUGCUUACUGUCCUUAGCCCGGUAGUGACUUUAUAUUUGGUUGCUACUUUGUCUAGAUCGCAUGUGGUCAACGCUGUGACUGUUCUCUUAACCGAUUAUGAGGUAGUGGAUGUAUGGCUUCUGGCUUUCAUGUGUACUGCGUAUUGGCCAGUCAACAUGGCGUUGUAUACUGUAAUCUUUGCGUAGUCUUUCCAAAAUCAUAUCAUAAAAAGAAGUAAACAAUUAUUUUCUCGAACAUCCA